Penicillium robsamsonii is the source of this 1566-nucleotide messenger RNA. Its product is annotated as putative MFS transporter. NCBI's taxonomy places the organism in Eukaryota, Fungi, Ascomycota, Eurotiomycetes, Eurotiales, Aspergillaceae. The coding region runs from base 1 to 1566 and encodes 521 amino acids. Gene Ontology annotation, cellular component: membrane. The transcript is spliced from 4 exons. The record is from RefSeq and is a predicted model, not a curated record. Gene Ontology annotation, biological process: transmembrane transport. Gene Ontology annotation, molecular function: transmembrane transporter activity.
AUGCGACAAGGUCGUCUGUCAGAAUAUGAAGGCUUGAAUGAUCUUCGUGUCCCUGAGGAUCAGCCGCUUCUAGGGUUCCACUCGGAAAAUGGACUUCCCAUCCUAAUUUGCACUGCCUCGGUAUUGUUCAUUGCCAGUGCAGUUAACAGCCUAGUCACUCUCAAUAUCACACAAUUUUCAUCUGAAUUCGAUUUGGACCCCGGUGUUGAAAUAUGGCCAAUGUCAAUGUACUAUCUUGCUCAAGGCUGCACAUUCUUGCUGGCAGGAUCUUUAACAGAUCUCCUAGGCAGCAGGAGAGCAUUUUUAUCCGGAUGCUUUCUACAGACUGUUUGCCAUCUAGCUAGCGGCUUGGCUCGGACCGGCGCACAGCUUAUUGCUGUCAGAAUUGUGUCCGGGGUGGCUUACCCAAUUUGUUUCAUUUCGGCAAUGGGCAUUCAUAGCGAGAAUCUCCCCAUUGGCGAAUUACGCAAUUUGGCAUUUUCCUGUACGAGUGCAAGUCAAUAUAUUGGCUCUGGGGUGGGCAUCAUCCUGAGUGGAGUACUCUCGGAGACUACUGAUUGGCGAUGGGGCUUUCACUGCGCCGCAAUUUUGAGUCUACAAGGUUUGACUGUAUUUGGGUUCCUCCUCUCAAUUUGGACGAUUCCCCGACAUGCAGAUGAACCAAAAUAUAUCCCAUGGACAGAGUUGAUUAAAGAUAUCGAUUGGUCUGGGACUCUACUGGCUAGUUCAUUGAUGGCCCUCCUGGUCUCUGCCUUGGCUGUCAUCACAAACAAUGUGGGUAACAUUGGGAAAUCGUGUCUCUUCGUUCCUCUUGCUCUUGGUUGGAUCCUCCUUAUUGCUUUCCUGUUCUGGCAGGAUUGCUGGGAAAGAGACAGCAUGCAGCGCAUUCAGAAUUCUCUUUGGACAAAUCGCCAUUUCCUUUCCAUCGGUCUAGUUAUUUUCUUCGUCUAUGCGUCCUCUCACUCUACUUCGCAACUCAUGAUCUUCGUAUUCCAACGAGCACAGGGGCUUUCGGUUCUACAAUCAUCUUGGCAAUACUUGGCAACCCCAAUCGCCGGCGCGCUGAGCAGUCUUCUCACUGGACGUUUCUUAUCUCGCGUUGAAGCCACCCAGAUUCUCGUCGGUGCUAUAGUGCUCUCUAAUCUCUCUCCACUCAUGAUGGCUACCUUCAGCCCAGCUUGGCCUUACUGGAAAUGUGCAAUGCCCGCCGUUUUCUUAAAUUCGGUGGCGUCAAAUUCAGUUAUCCCAAUUGCCACAUUCAUAGUCGCCGGGUACUUUCCUUCAGAGACUCAGGGGUUUGCAAUGGGAGUGCUAUGCACUGUGGCAAUGAUUGGAGCCUCCGUGGGCAUGACACUGACAGCACUUAUUUCAAACGAUAUCAGUACGCAGCUACUUAAAACCCCCGAUCAGAGCACUUCUUUCCACGAAUCUCCAGAGACAUGGAUGGGCGGCUAUCGGGCUUCAUUCUGGUUCUUGUUCUCACUGAACUUGGCCGGCUUAGCCGUCACUUUUGGCUGCUUGCGAAAACUUGGAUACUUGGGUCGUAAAUUAGAUACCGGCUAUUAA